AUGGCGUGCUUUCAUGGAAAUAAAACAGCCCUCUCGUAUCCUUAUUCACCAGCCUUUCACGCCCUUCUGCGAGCUGGUCUGCAUCUCAAGCUUCUCCAGCAAGUUCAUGCGCACCUCAUUGUCUCGGGCUACGGUCGCAACCGUGCUCUCCUCACCAAGCUCAUCAAACAGGUUUGUGCUGCCCGCUCCAUUGAAUACACGCGCCGCCUCUUCCUCGUCACACCUGACCCCGAUUCUUUUCUUUUCAACUCUAUCAUAAAAGCAACCUCUAAAUUCCACUUCUCAUUGGAUUCAGUUCUCUUUUAUCGCCGGAUGAUCAUUUCACUAAUUCGACCCUCAGACUAUACAUUCACUUCUGUAAUCAAAGCCUGCGCUGAUUUAUCGGUUCUGACUCUUGGUAGGGGAAUUCACACCCACGUCUUGGUUUGUGGGUAUGGCUUGAAUAUUUAUGUGCAGUCUUCUUUGGUGGCUUUUUAUGCAAAAUCUGGGGAUUUGGAUAUAGCAAGAAAGGUAUUUGAUAGAAUGCCGUCGAGAAGUCUCGUGGCCUGGAAUUCGAUGAUUUCGGGAUAUGAGCAGAACGGGUUGGCUAAGGAAGCAUUUGAAUUGUUUGAGCAGAUGUGGAAAAUGGGUGUUGAGCCGGAUUCUCCUACGUUUGUGAGCUUGUUGUCAGCUUGUGCGCAAAUGGGUGCUCUUGGUUUGGGGUGUUGGGUGCAUGAGCAUGUUGUUAAAAAUGGUUUUGACAUGAAUGUAGUUCUUGGUACUUCGUUGAUUAACAUGUACGCUAGGUGUGGGGAUGUGGAGAAAGCAAGAGAGGUUUUUGAUUCGAUGAGCGAACUGAAUGUUGUUACUUGGACGGCCAUGAUUUCUGGAUAUGGAACAAAUGGUUAUGGUACUGAAGCAGUUGAGCUUUUUGGUCAAAUGAGAAUACUUGGGCCUUCUCCUAAUAGUGUUACAUUUGUUGCUGUGUUGUCAGCAUGCGCUCAUGGAGGGCUAGUUGAUGAAGGGCGGUGGGUCUUUGCAAGCAUGAGUGAUGAGUAUGGCUUAGUACCGGGAAUGGAGCAUCAUGUCUGCAUGGUUGAUAUGCUUGGGCGUGCUGGACUUCUCAGUGAAGCAUAUCAGUUUAUCAGGGAAUUGGUUCCCGGCAGCCCUGCUCCUGCAGUAUGGACUGCAUUGCUUGGGGCUUGCAAAAUGCAUAAGAAUUUUGUUCUUGGAGUAGAAGUUGCUGAGCACCUGUUAUCGGUUGAUCCAGAAAAUCCAGGACAUUAUGUGAUGCUUUCGAACAUAUAUGCUUUGGCUGGUCGGAUGGAUAGAGUGGAGAUGGUUAGAAAUAUAAUGUUCCGGAGAUGCUUAAAGAAGCAAGUUGGCUAUAGCACAAUAGAGGUCAAUCAAAAGACAUAUAUGUUUAGUAUGGGUGACAAGUCCCACCCUGAGUCAAAUGAAAUAUAUCAAUAUUUAGAUGAUUUGAUGUGGCGGUGUAGAGAAGCAGGUUAUGUUGCUUUGCCUGAUUCAGUGAUGCAUGAAGUGGAAGAGGAAGAGAGGGACCAUGCCCUGAGAUACCAUAGCGAGAAGCUUGCAAUUGCCUUUGGAUUGAUGAAAACCAGCCACGCAGUUGCUAUCAGGAUUGUGAAGAACCUUCGAAUUUGUGAGGACUGCCAUUCGGCUAUUAAGUAUAUUUCUGUAGUUGCUAAUAGAGAAAUCAUUGUUCGGGAUAAGCUUCGGUUCCACCAUUUUAAAGAUGGAGUGUGUUCUUGCCUGGAUUAUUGGUGAUCAAAUUUAUUUUCUGUUUGAGGAAAAGGUUAUAUUCUUUAGUUAAAUUGGUUGGGAAAAAGUGAUUCCUGGACAACCUAAUACUAGACCUGGAAGAAGGUCUGAAAUCAACUUUGUUUGAUCGGUGAAGGAUGAGUUGAAGUGUAGAGGUUAAUGUUGUUUCUUUUUGUAUCAAAUAGCAUGGAAGACAGGUUACAUCAUACCAGCACUCAAACCAGAUAUUUGGACUCUGGAGAGAUCUCUUUCAAGAUUCAACUGGAGAAGUUGAGCAUUAGUUACGUCUUCGUUCCAGUUCACGGAUUCUAGUAAAUUUGAAGUAGUAGGGUGAGAUAAGGUUGAUUCAUCUGCUGUGUGGAGGGGCAUCUACUUGUUACAAGAACAUGUUUUGGACUUUGAAGAUUCAUAUUUGUGACAAGAAUGGUAGGGAUGGACAACCAGUGUAUCAGUGUAGGAAGUCUUUUUUUAGCCUCUGAUUGCUAUCAGUGGAGACAAGGUCGAUUUGCAAGGCAGAGUCUGUGUUUUCAUGCCUAAAAUUUGUUUUGCAAUUGCAAACCAAGAACAAAGGUAAGCAAGUUAGCCCCA
Molecule: messenger RNA, 2349 nt
Organism: Tripterygium wilfordii
Lineage: Eukaryota; Viridiplantae; Streptophyta; Magnoliopsida; Celastrales; Celastraceae
Product: pentatricopeptide repeat-containing protein At2g33760-like
Biological process (GO): RNA modification
Molecular function (GO): RNA binding; protein binding; zinc ion binding
Source: RefSeq, a predicted model, not a curated record